AACCCAACAAAACUAACCUAAUGUAAAUUUAAUUUUAAAAUAUACAUGCUUUACACUAGGUAAAUUCGAAUUACUGAGUUGAAAUUAAAUCGGUGUAGGUUUGUUUCAGAUGCCCGUCAACUGAUUACAUGUACUAGAAAUCUGACUCUACCACGGUCAAUGUCCUUGGCUUUAAAUCACGUGGCAGUAUCGUGAAACAGAAAGUAAAAAUGUCUGGAGUACGUCGCUAUCCUAUUAACAAAAACAACCUGCUUUACUAAAUUAGGUUUUUAUUGGUAUACACGUUUUAAUGUGAUAUCAACAUGUAUAAACAUUAUACACAUCAUAGAAUUAUUGGACAUUGCACCUACCAUAUUAUGUUUUCUGUUAUGUGAUGAAAAUGACGACAGUGUAAAAUAUAUUUUGCGAUGUUACCUGCAUUGUACAAAAUUAAACACAACAAAACUGACGAGAUCUUAAUAGUAAGUGAAGGUUUGUGGCGGCGUGGAUUCGAUCCAAUAAACAAUUAAAAUGGCAGAGUUAAAAAACUCAAUUAAGGGGCGCGUUAUUUCACGCCCGUCAGAUUGAGUUGACGGGCGUGAUAGUGCUCACGCCCGUCAAAAAUGAAAGUCUGAUAUGUAAGCAAUACAAUAAUACAUUCGUGUCCGUUAGAUACCAUUUAUCUCACAACUCGUUGUUUAACAACGUAUCAAACUCUCUUUCGCUCGUUAGAUACAUUUUGAAACAACUCAAUGUGAGAAAAAUGGCAUCUAACGGCCACUGGUGCAUUAUUCUCUAUUUAAUAUUUAAGGGCAUCAGCGAUGGCUUGGGACCGGACAGUAUUUCAGCUAGCGGUUCACCAAAGAAAGGUGGAAUGGGCUCUUCAAUUGGUGGAGUUAUCUCGCAGUUGUUUGACGACAUCACAACAAAGCCUGGAAAUGGGUUUGUUGUUAAUAUUCGUCUUGAUGUUGAAAGAAAGAAUUGCUAUGGGCAACAUGAAUCAAAUGUGGCUGCAAGUGGUCCAGUUAAUAACAGCAGAUGUGACACAUUCAGUGAUGGUGCUAUGACGACAUCAAAAAUUGAUUCCAGUGAUGUCACUUCACUUUCCAACCUUGAACUGUGCACACUAUUAGAAGAGAGACUGAUCACACUUACCGACCUGAGGCACGAUGUACGCAGCAAUCUGCUUGACAACAUCAGACACGUAAAACACGUGCUGCGGAAUGGACUCUAGUUCUAAGGGUUUAAGCUGUCUCGUGCCAAAUGUGAUUAAAGGUGAAUCUGGCAAAGAUAUGUCAUUACAAAAAUUCACCAAAAAGCUAAUUAAAAAACCGUGUCGAUUGUAGGUGUAAUAGCUAUUUUAAAAAAUACUUCU
This is a messenger RNA of Gigantopelta aegis, 1354 nucleotides long. RefSeq lists its product as uncharacterized. The record is from RefSeq and is a predicted model, not a curated record. The coding region runs from base 743 to 1213 and encodes 156 amino acids. NCBI's taxonomy places the organism in Eukaryota, Metazoa, Mollusca, Gastropoda, Neomphalida, Peltospiridae. The transcript is spliced from 3 exons.